GGAUUCAUAGUGCCUCACAGUUUCCAAUUCUCUUAGCGUGUCAAGAGCUUCACUUCUCAAAAGAUGGCAAUGAUCUUAGACGCUUUCGUGCAAAGAUACAUGACCAAACUCGCAGAUUUUGUAGAGGGUGAGGUGUCAAUCAUGCUCAAGGUGAAGGAUGAGCUCCAGAAGCUUCAGAGAAGACUGGAAAGGAUAAGAGGUUUUCUUGAACAUGCAGAGAGGAAGAGGCAUGAAGACCCAAACAUCAGUAAUUGGGUGAGGGAGUUGAAAGAUAUCAUGUAUGAUGCGGAUGAUAUCAUCGACCUUUGUAUCAUCGAAGGUGGAAAAUUAUCGGAAAGUCAUCAAUCCAUUUAUGUGGUAUGCCAUCCCUUCCCUUUAUUUUCUUGCUUCAGUUAUAUGAAGUUCUGCCAUGAAAUUGGUAUCAGAAUUAUAGAUCUUAAUAAUAGGCUGAAAGAGAUUGUAGAGGAUAGAUCAGCACUGCCUAAACUAGAAGAAUACACUAACCAAGUUGUUCAAGUGAGUAGAGUGAAUCCUCGUCAGACUUUUCCCAUUGAGGUCAAUUCUGAUAUCAUAGGGACACAAAUUGAAGGAGCUACCCAGGGUCUUGUGGAUUCAUUAGUCAAAGAAGAUAAACAAAAAUACUGGAUUUUGGGGAUUGUUGGGAUGGGUGGAAUCGGCAAAACGACUCUUGCUUCUAAUAUAUACAACGAUGAAAGAAUCAAAGAAAGCUUCCCUAUACGAGUAUGGGUAUGUGUUUCCAAGGAUUUUUCAGAGACAAAGUUGCUGAAAGAGAUUAUUAGAGGUGCAAAUGGAAAUUAUGGGCAGGCUGAAACAAAGGCUGAGCUCAUACCCAAUCUUUCCUCUGUCCUUUCAAGAAGGUUCAUUAUCGUAUUAGAUGAUAUAUGGGAAGCAAAAGUGUGGGAGGAUCUGCUCAGAUAUCCUUUGGAAGGUGCAGCAGCUAGUGGUAGGAUCGUGAUGACUACUCGAGACGUAAAUAUGGCUAAAAAUAUGAGUGCACUUGUCCACCACGUUGACCAGAUGAAUACUGAUGAUGGCUGGGCGUUGCUCUGCAAGAAAGUCUUUAGAGAUGACGAGAAGGAAGAGAUCCUUAAUUUAAAAAAAAUUGGGAUUAAAAUUGUUGAAAAAUGUGAUGGUCUUCCUCUUGCAAUCAAGGCCCUUGCAGGCAUUUUACGAUCGAAACAGAGAAGCAGAAUAGAGUGGAACAAGGUUCUCACAAGUGAUUCAUGGUCUAUGAGCCAACUUCAGACAGAACUCCCAGGAGCCUUAUUUUUAAGCUAUGAAGAUUUAUCAUCUGAUCUAAAACAAUGUUUCCUUUAUUGCUCGUUAUAUCCUGAGGACCACCUGAUGAAUCGUGAAGAUCUUAUUCGGUUCUGGCUGGCUGAAGGCUUCGUAAAACCACAAGGGGAUGCAUUGUUAGAAGAUUUAGCGGAACACUACUAUAAAGAGUUGAAUUGGAGGAAUCUUUUGCAACCAUAUCCUCGUAGCUUAGAUGAUAGUCAGUGCAAAAUGCAUGAUCUGCUACGUUCUCUUGCUCUAUUUUUGAUAGGAGAUGAGAGCACUUUUGUUGGUGAUGAAAAAACAUGCAAGACGAACCCCUUGAUCAAGCUUCGUCGCUUGUCAAUUUCAAACAUGGGAGAGAAGCUAGAAAUCCCUGAUGCAGUAAAAAAGCAGAAAUGCUUGAGGACUCUAAUUGCCUGGAAUAGUCCCAGAACAAAGAUAAUUGAGCAUGAACUCGGAAGACUUGGGCAGCUACGAGUUUUGGACUUGACCGGGACAGGACUGGAGAGCCUUCCAGACUCCAUUGGAAACCUGUUACAUCUGAGGCACCUAGAUCUUGAUAGAACGAAUGUCAAAAAUUUACCAGAGCGUAUCGGACGCCUUCAAAAUCUGCAGACAUUGAACCUCUCGGGCUGUAAAUCGUUGCACUCGCUUCCCAAGGCCGUCACAUGUUUGCGCAAUCUAAGAUGCCUUCGCCUCCCUGGAACUCCAUUGAGCCAUCUCCCAAAAGGAAUAGGCAAACUGAGAAAUCUCGUUUAUCUUGAAGGAUUUGUGGUCGGUGAUGAUGGUGGCGAGGAAGACCAGGGGUGCGAUUUGGAGGAGCUGCAAUCUCUAUACCAGCUGAGAGUGCUAGAGAUAGACAGGUUGGAGAGGUCACGAGCAGGAGCUUCGGCACUCUCGAACAUUUGCUUUCUUAGAAAAUUGCUUUUGCGCUGGGUACCACCCGAGGCCGGGAACAACCAACCAGGAUCUGGUUGA
Molecule: messenger RNA, 2277 nt
Organism: Elaeis guineensis (African oil palm)
Lineage: Eukaryota; Viridiplantae; Streptophyta; Magnoliopsida; Arecales; Arecaceae
Source: RefSeq, a predicted model, not a curated record